Molecule: messenger RNA, 2191 nt
Organism: Cyprinodon variegatus (sheepshead minnow)
Lineage: Eukaryota; Metazoa; Chordata; Actinopteri; Cyprinodontiformes; Cyprinodontidae
Gene: slc6a7
Product: sodium-dependent proline transporter-like
Exons: 14
Coding region: 203-2161 (652 amino acids)
Biological process (GO): sodium ion transmembrane transport
Cellular component (GO): membrane
Molecular function (GO): L-proline transmembrane transporter activity
Source: RefSeq, a predicted model, not a curated record
CCUCUCCCCGCCCUUCAUCUCACCUCCCCUCCGGCGGCCCGUUUCCUCAUCGUCACCGCUGAGGUCUACCUGCCGAACCUGUGCCACUGACCUACUUCACCCAAACAUACAGCAUGUCGGCGUUCUUCUAAAUCCACUGCCGCAUAAAAUGAAGGGAAACGGUCGAGUGUUUUAACUUAAGCGCCGCCUUUGCCGGGUGGAAAUGCAGGACAAAAGCGGUAAAGGAGCAGCCGUCGGAGGAGACGCAGCAGCCGCAGCGCAGAACCCAGUACAUUUGAAUGGGCAUAGCACUCCUUCAAAUGGCUACAGCCCAGGAAUUACACCGACCCCACAGCAGCCGUCGGAUUCCAGCGCCCCUUUUCCUGGGCCCCCCCCAGCCGCGGUUGUUGAGAGGGAUCAGUGGGGAGGGAAGUACGAGUUCCUGCUCUCCUGUAUCGGUUACUGCGUGGGUCUGGGCAACGUGUGGAGGUUCCCUUACCUGUGUUACCGUAAUGGAGGAGGAGUGUUUCUCAUCCCCUACUUCAUUAUGCUCUUUGUGACGGGAGUACCUCUCUUUCUCAUGGAGCUGAGUUUAGGCCAGUAUGGCUCAGCUGGCCCAAUCAUGGUGUGGAAAUGCUGCCCUCUGCUUAAAGGCAUUGGAAUCGGGAUGCUGUGUGUGUCCACGUUGGUGUGCCUCUACUAUAAUGUGAUCAUAGCGUGGACAUUUUACUACCUGGGCAGCUCUUUCCAGAGCCCCCUGCCCUGGUCGUGUGAUGCCCUGAGCAACGCUCUGAUCUGCAGUAAUGGCACCGUUGGCAAUAGCUCCAUGGAAGGACGGCACAGCCCAACAGAAAUUUUCUGGAAUGAGAAAGUUCUGGGUGUCGUGAACAGUGAGGGCCUUCAUGACCCGGGCCCUGUGCGUUGGCCCCUGGCACUGUGCCUCUUGGCUGCCUGGAUCAUCAUCUUCCUCUGCAUGCUGAAAGGCAUCCGCAGCUCUGGGAAGGUGGUUUAUGUAACAGCUACCUUCCCAUACUUUGUCCUCAUUGUUUUGAUCAUCCGAGGUGCCACACUGGAAGGUUCUCUUCAGGGCGUCGCUUUCUACCUCACACCAGACUGGAGCCGUUUAGCUAACGCACAGGUGUGGAACGAUGCCGCCUCUCAGAUCUUCUACUCUUUAGGCAUAGGGGUUGGAGGGCUGCUUUCUAUGGCGUCUUACAAUAAGUUCGACAACAACGUCAUCAGGGACACCAUCGUUAUCACAGUUGGAAACUGCAGCACCAGCUUCUUUGCAGGAUUUGCUAUAUUCUCCAUCCUGGGUCACAUGGCGUGGAGGAAGGGAGUGCCUGUUGGAAAGGUGGCAGACACAGGUCCUGGACUGGCUUUUGUUGCUUAUCCAGAAGCGCUCGCUCUCCUACCAGGCUCUGUUUUUUGGUCUAUCAUGUUCUUCCUCAUGCUAUUCAUGCUUGGGGUCGAUACUCUGUUUGGCAACAUGGAGGGCAUCACCACAGCCGUAUUGGAUGAGUUCCCCAACCUCAGAAGGAACACCUUCCAUAAGGCCUUGUUUUUGGGCACGCUGUGUUUUGUCUUCUACCUGAUGGGCCUCCUGCUGGUGACGGAUGGCGGGAUAUACUGGUUCACUCUCAUUGAUUCCUUCAGCACCAGUUUUGGCCUCAUCAUCAUCACCCUAUUCAUGUGCAUUGGCAUCUCCUUCUUCUAUGGAGUCAAUCAGUUCUGUCAGGACAUCAUUGACAUGAUCUGCCACUGCCCUCCUUGGUGCAGCAAAGUGCUGAUUUACUUCAAAGCCUGUUGGGUUUUCUGCACACCUUUUCUCCUUCUGUUCAUCCUGAUCUACAUUUUCUUAGAGAUGUACAACACACCCCUCCAGUACGGCUCGUACGUUUAUCCGCGGUGGGGCAAAGGUUUAGGUGUGUGCAUGGGUGCGACCUGCUGUUUGCAGAUCCCCAUUUGGGCCAUUGUGGCCAUCAGCAGGGAAACCGGGAGUCUAAAAGAACGCUUCAAAAAAUCAAUCCGACCUCUGAACUCCUGGAGGGUAAACAACUCAAACCGCGCAGCGAUUAGCGAGGAGCAGGUGGAGCCCGAGCAAAUGGAGGCUCCUUACACCGUCACGCUCACAGACAUGGAUUUUACAGCCAUGACCUGGGAAAUGGGAAGCGAUGCAUAAGGAGACGGCAGGGUUGGACAUUUAUUUAAG